Molecule: messenger RNA, 1783 nt
Organism: Myxocyprinus asiaticus (Chinese sucker)
Lineage: Eukaryota; Metazoa; Chordata; Actinopteri; Cypriniformes; Catostomidae
Product: nuclear pore complex protein Nup50-like
Exons: 8
Coding region: 167-1516 (449 amino acids)
Biological process (GO): protein import into nucleus
Cellular component (GO): nuclear pore
Source: RefSeq, a predicted model, not a curated record
UAUUCCUUUUGUAAGAUGGCGGUGUAAGCGCACGGCCUGCUGCAGCUUCUGAGAUUCCCGCGAACAUCACUGCAGACAUUUGAUAUUGUGCGUUUGGCGCGAACGGCUGGCGGGAAACUCUAUAAGCUAAAUGUCUGCAGUGUUUGUAUUUGACAGUUAAGUUGUGAUGGCCAAGCGUAUUGCAGAAAACGAGCUGACGGACAGAAACUGGGAUCAGGAAGAAGAAGGAGAAGAGGCUGGAAUGUUUUCGGUUGCAAGUGAAGAUGUGAUUAAAAAUCGUGCCAUCAAGAAGGCGAAGCGUCGUAACGCAGGCACAGAGGGAGAGAGUGGAGGGGCUUUUAAAGUGUUUAAGGGUUUCUCACUGACCCCAGCAGCAGCAGGGGCGACAUCAUUCUCUGGUUUUGGUAACGGAGCUGGAUUCAAACCUCUCUCCAGCAUGACCAACGGCAGCAUGGCAUCAGUUGCUCCAUUCGGGGGGUUUAACACUCCUACAUCUGCUAAGACCAACAGCGGUCCCUUAACAUUCAACAGCUCCACCCCCUCCAAACCCAAAGAUGCUGAUGUCACAUCUAAUGGCUCCGCCCCCAGCAGUAAAGAAUACAACCGCCAGCUCACCGCUCUCAACUGCUCCGUACGAGACUGGAUCACCAAGCACGUCAACGACAACCCCCUGUGUGACCUAAACCCCAUCUUUCGUGACUACGAGCGGCACCUGGCCAGCAUUGAGAGGAAAUAUGGCAGUGGCGGAUUAGAUGGAGGUGCAGAGAGCGUGUCGUUUUGGGGGGAGCAGAAACGGCUGGUGUCGAGCAGCACAGCAGCAAGUGUGACUGCAACCAUGUCUUGCAGCAGCGCAGCUACUCUGCUUUUCUCAUUUAAGGAUAAGGAUUGUGCCAAUGCAGAGAAACCAGCAGCAGCACAAGCACCAGGCGCAAUUCCUGCUGGCGUCUCCUUUAAUUUUGGGCAGAAGGUGGACAGCUCCAUUCUUGGCACACUGUCGACUAGUGGAGCUUCGUCUUUCUCUUCCUCAAGUGCAUCUUUGUUUGGAGCUGCAGUCAGUAGCAGCAGUUCUGCAGUGUCGUCUUCUCUUAAUGUGGCCAGCAACAGUCAGACUGCAGAUGAGAAUGGAGAAGAAUCAGACGAGCCGCCCGUCCCUGUGGUUAAAGAAAUCAAGGAGAAAGACGCCUUCUACUUUAAAAAGUGUAAGUUGUUUUAUAAGAAGGACAGUGAGUUUAAGGAGAAAGGAGUUGGUACGCUGCAUUUGAAGAUUGUGUCUGAGAAUAAACUACAGCUGUUAGUGCGAGCUGACACCAACCUGGGAAACAUCUUGCUGAACAUCAUGGUGCCAUCCUCCAUGCCCUGCUCACGAACUGGCAAAAACAACGUGAUGGUGGUGUGUGUGCCAAACCCUCCAGUGGACGAGAAGAACCCCAGCACACCUGUCCCAGUCCUCAUACGUGUCAAAACGGCAGAAGAUGCCGACGAACUGCAUCAAAUCCUGCAGGAGAAGAAAGCCUGAACUUUCUUCACCCGUCCUCAUGUCCAUGUGUUUGACAAUGAGACUUGAACAACCUGGUUACAUUACACACACCUUACUCUUGAGUUUACUCUCUCUAUUGCAUCUAAAAUGGCUCUUUUGCAUCAGCGUUAAUCACAUCUAUAAAAGUGACGGGAAGAUAUGUUCACAUACUGUGAAAUCACUCAUGGUCCUACUGUAACGCUCGUUUGAGUAGCGCACUUUUUUUACAUUUUUUUUUUUAGAAAGUCUAUCAGUGUAUUAUCACAC